AUGUUUACAUCACAGGAUAAGUUUAGCUUGGUUACUGUUCCAACAUAAUCUUAGUUUGCUAUAAUAUAUGACAUUUUCCACUGCUUUUCAUCAUACGAUACAUCUUAAUUUCUCUACUGUUAAUUUGACUUCCAGUCAUAUAAUCUGCAAAAGUCGUACUACUGCUGGUUAUAUGCUGUGUUUGCCAACUAGCUAGCUAGCUUUCUAUUUAGCGAAAUAUAGUUUAGUUGUGCAUAUUUCUUGCGUUUCCCUCAUGAACGAUGGGAAACGCAGACAGUGUUGUAGCACAGAAACGUCUAGACCGCUUUCGCCCAGAUGAGCGACCUGUUAUAGAGAAGGUCUUUGACAAACUUCAAGAUGCCAGCUCCUCUGGAACUUCUGGAAAGGCAUUCGGAGGGAAGGUUUUGCUCAUAGACACCCUCAAGGUAACUAUGGAUAAAAUUGCUCCCGAAUCAAUGAUUUUAAGAGUCUUUGAGGGAAUUCGUUGCAUUGACCCUGGGGUGCCACUGCCAUCUGGUGGUGGGGUGUGUCGAGAACAGCUAGUCAUUUUCCUGGCAGAUACUCUUCGAGGGACAGCAGAGGAGCGGGCACCACUUGUUAUAGCGAUGUCACAUGGGACAAAGAUGACUGCUACUACUGAUCAAAUUAGAGCGUUCUUAGAAGACUUGAUUUCAGCUGUAGUUCAGACAUUGACACACAGGGGGCGCCUUCGAGGUUGGAGACCAGAUCACAUGGGUGACAGUGCCCAAGGAGUGAAACUGUUGGCAGAGCAGCUGAGCUCAGAGUUAAAACCCUUGGAUAAAAAUGUAUGUGAUGCUGCUUGUCUAGAGCAAUGGCUCUUACGAGUCUCAGGUGUAGCUGCAUUCUUGGAGCUCCUGAUUGGUGAGGGUCUGGAGGUUGGGAUGACCUCAUGUCCACUACCCACUCUACUGCCCCUGUGUCGAGAUGCUCCCUGGGCCAACUUGCACUGUCUGCUUGAUCUACCCCUACUUAUGUUCCUGACCCCUCAGCUGCCUACAGGAGACUGUGCACCUUGGAGAUUGUUGUUCUCCACAAGUUUACACGGGGAGAGUUUUACCCGUCUGGUUGGCAAUUGCAAAAGCCAGGGCCCCUCUGUCUUACUGGUGAAGGACACCAAGGGACACAUAUUUGGAGGCUUUGCUUCUCACAGCUGGGAGAUCAAACCUCAGUUUCAGGGUGAUUCCAGGUGCUUUCUGUUCUCGGUGUACCCAUAUAUACAAGUGUUCACAUGCACAGGAUAUAACCAACACUACAUGUACCUAAAUCAGGGUCAACAGACUAUGCCCAAUGGUCUGGGUAUGGGUGGUCAGCAUGGCUACUUUGGUCUGUGGCUGGACUGUGAUUUUGGCCGUGGUCACAGCCGAGCUCAACCACGCUGCACCACAUAUGGUAGCCCUCAGCUCUCGGGGGAUGAGGUUUUCACACUGGACACAGUAGAGGUUUGGGGAAUUGGCCUGCCCCCCAAGGAACAGGAACAGGAUGAGAAUAAGAAGAGUAUUCUGGAUGUAGAUCCUGAGGCUCAGAUCCUACUGGAGAUGGCUGGGAAAAGUAUGCAUAGCCAAGGCCUCAGAGAACCUGAAGAUCAGGAUUGAGUAGAUGAAGAAACAACACAAAAGAUGGAACUGUUCAAUACAGGAAAACGUAAACUGAUCAGUAGUACUGCUUUUAGAUCAGCAGGUUGGUGAUUUGAAGACGCUGGAUCUUUUUGUUUGUUUUGGGGCUUCUUUUUUGCACAGUUGAAUCAUUAAAUCAUUUGAGUACCCUGGUGUUAUGAACACAUUUGUCUGAAAUUGUAUAGCUGUUGAACCAAGUUUUACAACCGAAUACAUAGUCAUUGGUGAUGUCAUACUACUUUACAAAAGACUUGAGCUGGUUUCCUACUGUGUGAAUGACUGCAGAAGACUUUAGUCAAAGUGUAAACCAUGGAGAAGUUAUUGACUAAUGAUUAAUGUGUUAAGAAAAACAUUUCUCUCUGUGAGUAAGCCUAAAGCAGAACUGUGUUCUGUUUUCUGUCUUAUGAGGUGCUGUAUUGAUUAAAGGUAAAUAAAUUGAUAAACGCAA
Messenger RNA from Electrophorus electricus (electric eel), 2082 nucleotides. It is a transcript of the gene meak7, whose product is annotated as MTOR associated protein, eak-7 homolog. The record is from RefSeq and is a predicted model, not a curated record. Gene Ontology annotation, biological process: response to oxidative stress; TOR signaling. Lineage: Eukaryota; Metazoa; Chordata; Actinopteri; Gymnotiformes; Gymnotidae. Gene Ontology annotation, cellular component: nucleus.